AUGGGGAACUGGGGACGAUUUACAUAAGUAAGACGUGACUCGGUGUGGCAUCAAUAGAAAGUCGCCGUCGAACACUGUGCCAUCAAUAACAUUGACACUGAUCCGAUUCUACCAUUGAUCUCCUCGGCGGAGGAUACCUUUAAAAGACAUCUGGAAUACCGGAGCUUUCGCCAACUGCAAGAACUCUGAUAAUUGAAGAUUAAAAAGAAAAAAAUAAGAAAACUUAAUGUGAUUGAGUGACAAUUUGGCUUGAAAUUGGUAAUUUUGAUGAAAACUUUUACUGCAAAUAUUAAAAAAAACUUCAACGUGAUAAAGUGACACUUCGGCGUGAUUUUCUUAAUUUUAAUGUGCAUAAUUACGGCGUAAAGAUUAUAUCAAUUGUAACAUUCAACCACUUACUGUUGAAGCGCAAAAAGUGCAUGAAAUAUUUUAUAUUUUAAGCACCAUAAGGUAAUCAAGAAUAUAUGCUAAUGAGGGGAGAAAUGAAAACUUUGACACUAGGACAGUUACGGUGAUUGUGUAAUUUACGUUAACGUCGUGAAUAAAAUGCAAAAGUUCUGUACCUGACGCUUGGAGCUCGUUUUCUAUAUUUCUUAAGCAGAAACUCCCGUAUAUGAUAAAUAGUUGAGAAUAAUUUAGUGAUAAUAGGAGUAGAGAUCGCCGUAAAACAAUAAAAAAACUGUUGUUAAAACGCGCAUAUUUAAGUAGCAAAAUCGGGACGAUGUAUGGAACGUUACCGCACUGACAGUUUGCGGAUUAUUUUUACAGAGGUGUUGUUUUUAGACGCCAAUGGUGCAUGAGACACGGGACACGAGGCGGUGAAAUUCUUACAAAUGAGAAAUAAAUAAUUCUAGACAACCAUUUUGCAAAGGGAUGCAUGAUUCUAGCUUAGACAUUUUUGAUCGAAGACCGUUACAUUAGGAUCGAUAUGUUUGAGUAAUUGUGCUGUGAUAAGUAAACAACAAGUAAACUUAUUCUAUUGGAAAUUCAAUUAACAUCUGACACGCGGGGACUUAGAACAAAUUCCAGGCGUUUAUUAAAUAUGCAGAGUUAUGUAAUAUCAUACCAAGGAGAGAUUGUUAAGAAGCGAGUUUAGUGCAUUUUGCCCCAAAACGGGCGACGGCCAUAACAUAGAAUCGCAAUUUUGAAGAAGGGAUUAAGUGCGCACUACCCUGAAGAGGUCUAUCAAAACAGGGCAUUAUUUCUUAAAUAGAAUUGCGGGCUUUUACCAAGGAGUGGGCUGAGUACGAUCACUAUGGACAUGCUAUAUUUCGGGGACUCGGUGCCCUACUCCUACCAGGGGGCCUACAAGCAGGGGUUCGGCUACACCCCUGGGGAAUUCAACAACUCCUGCGCCUACCAGUCUGUCGGCAUGGGUCUGAGCGACAUGACCGCCUGUCGGUACAGCUCCCUUCCCGCUAUGUCGUCGGCAUACGGAAUGUACGCCUUCCAGCAGGCCAAUUGCGCGAACCUGUUUGCAAGAAAGGCCGGUCGGAUCAAAGGUCAUGGCGGGGUGAACCAGUUGGGUGGGGUAUUUGUGAACGGGCGGCCCUUACCGGAUGUCGUUAGACAGCGCAUUGUGGAGCUCGCGCACACGGGCGUUCGUCCGUGCGACAUCUCGCGCCAGCUCCGCGUCUCGCACGGUUGUGUGAGCAAAAUACUCGGCAGGUAUGGCCAGCAGAAAUACUACGAGACGGGUUCUAUCAAACCUGGGGUGAUCGGCGGCUCCAAGCCAAAGGUGGCGACACCGGCGGUCGUGGACGCCAUCACGCACUACAAGGUGGAGAACCCGACCAUGUUCGCUUGGGAGAUCAGGGACCGUCUGCUCGCCGAGAACGUCUGCACGAAUGAUAACGUACCCAGUGUCAGCUCUAUUAACAGAAUUGUCCGAAAUCGGGCGUCAGAGAACGCUCGUGGGAAGAACGACGGCGGCUCCCCAGUGUCUGAUGGCGUCACCCCGCACGGAAGCCCAAACGGCCAGGGUGCCUACACAAUACAGGCAAUCAUGGGGCUCCAGGGUACCACGCCUCCUCUAACAGACCAGAACGGGAACACCGGCGGUACCAAGCGGAAGCUGGAUGACACAGUUUCAAACGGACAUGAUUCAGAUAUCAAGGCCGACCAGCAACUUCUCAACAACAAUAAUAUGGAUUUAUACUACGCCCAUCCGCCCUCUAAAACGGGAAGGACGGAAAACGGUGUUAUCAUGACAGACCAACAAGGCCAGGCGGUGGUCAUGUCAAACGGUCAGCUCUACCCCUCGGGCGCCACCCAGGGGCUCCAUCCGCCCCCGUAUUACGUGAGCGCAAACCCCAAUCCCUCACCCAUUAAACAAGAAUACGCAUCCUCUCCCUCCCUUGAGGAACAAGCACGAGGACAACAAGUUCAGCAAAACGAUAUACAGUCCAAUAUAGCUCACAAUAGAAAUUUAGCCGCCAGAGGGCCCUCACCAAUAGAUGCCCAGAACUCGCAACCAGAGAGCCAGCCCCCUGCAUAUGAAGCAGGGACGCAUAAUACUGAGGCGGGUACGGCCAACUCGGCACCGGGCAUGACCAAUGUCCCCACUCCCGGGCACACGCCAUCCCCUAAACCAGGGACCCCUCACAACGGGGACCUUACUGAACUCACCCCUGUUCAGCCAUCUUUGAGUCAAGCUUAUACGCCAUUACCAUCUUUCCCCGCUCAAUUUUCAAGUCAAGGAAGCACAGGCUUCACGAGCGCCGUGUACACGAACCAGUCCGUCGUGGGCACGGCAGUUCCUUCCAUCGUCCUUCCACAAGUUACCUCCGCUGCUCAAUACACAGGCUCAAUGCCAGGUAACACGACAAGCGAGUACUACCAGCACACGGUGCCAUAUACCCAGUACCAGUCGGUCUCUUAUAAUAACCCUCAGUGGGCCGCCGUUAGGUACGGGCCCAGCGGAAUUAUAAAUCCUGAUUAUUAUUACCAGACGAAUGUAGGGGCACCUGGAUCCCGCACAGAACAACCCGCAGGUGUUCCUGCCAGCCCAGAGAAGUCGUAAACAUGGUCACCUCCAUUGCUGCAAAGAAACGAUGUGCCAUAAGAUAUCACGUGACAGACAAUACGUCAUAUUUGACAAGUGACAUAACAGGGUCGUGCAGUGUGUUCUGUAUAGAAAAUUGACACACAUUCUUAACACCGAUGAUGAUCUUGAAGAACUUGAGACUGGUGUCUGGUGUUCAAAGCUUUAAAAAUGUGACUAUAGAGUUACUUGUAAGAAGAAAUUUGUUGCAAUGGCAGAAAUGGAGGUCGCUUGUAUUCCAGAGCAGCCGACACGUGUUCAUAGAACCCGCGCAUGCACAUGUCUGAGUGACGAUUUGCAAUAUAUCCCUCCGAGUGUGUACGACAGAUUUGGACAGUUCGAAGUAACCAAUGCUUUGGUGCAGUUACCAUAGCAACUGUAUACAAACUGCUGUUUGACGAUAUACAUGUUCUCAUGUUUCUUAAAACACAUAACAUAUAUUUAGAUAGUUGCUUUAAUAUUUGCAAAUAGGUAAUAUCACAUGAAACCAUGUUUUUGUAGAGAAAAGCUCAGAUGUUUAUUUGUUAUUAUUUGUUUUAAAGUUUUAUAUUGUGACAUUUGUAAAUAUUUUAUACACACAUUUUGUAUUAUAGAAUUCAAUUAUGAUUUUUUUGCAACCAUUGCAAAUAUAAGGUACCGACACAUACUCAAAAUAUUGACAUAAUACUUGUUCAGAUUGUUUGGCCUGACAGGGUAGCCGUAGUGUAGUGUGUAACUGUGGUAUGUAUGGUGUACUAGUUGUGCCACGAAUGUUUUAUCGUUGCGAAAGAAAUUUCGUUGGAACAAAGUAAAUAUUCGUGGGAGUGUAGAGUGCAGGAACGACUGUGGAUUAGAUUAUGAAUGUUUUUAUUGUGUUUAUUCUUUGAUAAAAUAUUUUUGAUUUCAUUACUAUGUAAAACUAAAACAAUAUAACAUAUUCAGAGCAAUAUUUUUCUUAAAAGACUGGCAUUACUUUUUUCAUUGUAAAGGUUUUUCUUUCACAAGAAAACUUACAUCCAUACAAAGGAAAAUCAUCUAGUCUUUAGCAACGUUUUAUACUUUUAUAUUUUCAUAUGUUGAGUGACAUUUUAAGGCAUAAUUUCUAUAUCAGACUAAUGAACAUGCAAUUAAGUCAUACUUUUAAACUGACUUUCAAGUACUUACUUUUGUUCAUUUUGUUUGAAAAAUGGUAUGAUUGUAUCCAUUUUUCAGGGAAUAUGGUGUGAAUCUCAUUCAAACAUGAUUUGUUCAGCUUUACAUGCGUUUUCAUUGUUUUUAUACGCUCUUGAAAUUGUUCAGCUAUUACAUGACCUGAUUUAAAAGUCGUUUUUUUAAAAUAUUCAUACCAUAAUUUUCCAUGAUAAUUUUUAACUCAUCAUAUUAUACAUACCUGCAUGUAUAUAUGGAUACGAGUGAGAGUUUCCAAUGCUUACCACUAAAUUAUGUCAACUCUUGUAUCAAUCGCAAAAACUUGGCUAUUGUCCAAAGAAAUAUACUCUCUGAACUUGCCGCCGGAGAUGGCCGAGCUUGCCGGAGAUGGCCGAGUUUGCCGGAGAAGGCCGAGUAAUUACGAUUGCUCUGUUUAUUCCACCAUUCAAUGUGUUAUUGGCAAAAAACUGGUUUAUUUAAUGUCUUUAAAAUAAGCUAUUGAAAUACUCAUGGAAUUCUCUUUUUACAUGUACAUUUACACAUUUUCGUUAGAAAUAGCAUAAUGGUCACUCAUUUACCUAGAAAUAUUCAUCGACAGUGCAAUAUAAGAUAACCUUACUCAUUUCAAAACGUCGUGUAUCAUGGCUCCACACUUCUUGUUCAAACCAGUAACUACUAAAUGUGAAUAUGUGUUGAAAUCAGAUAAUACUAACUGUUCCAAGUGUUUCAAGUUUUGAUCUCAAAAAUAUGUCUGUUUGCAAUACUUUUAACAUUUCAAUGAUUGUAUGUAUAGAAUCUGACAAUGCCAGUUCAGUGACAAACAACUGAUAAAUAUUCGUUUCAUUUGUUUUUGCAGAGAAUCUAACCUUUACAGCGCUGUUUUAUAAUUAAAUCAAUUUCAUUUACUGCUUAACUUAAAGGAUUUUUAUUUAUAUCACUAUAGAAAGUCAGGGAAGAAAGCUAGACUCUUGCCAUAGAAUAAUGGUUCACCCAAAUAAUCUUGAACUAUGAUUUUUUGUGCUUUUGUAUAUUCUUUUCAAUUUGUCAUACUCUAAGCAAGAUGAAAUUUCAGUGAUAGGUAAAUAUGUUACGUUGUGGGAAAUGGGACUUCUACUUACGAAAGUUAUGUUAGAAAUUUACACAUCGAAAGUGCUACGUUUCUUUUGAUAUCAGAACUGUUUGUAUACAUAUAAAGUUUUAUAAGUUUGAUGGCGAGAUGAGAUUGCGCUGAUAGCACAGAGCUUGUGACAAGUUGAAUGUCGCUAGGAGUCGUUAUAAUUGUGUACAUGAAUACAUAACGAUUGUCAUACAAACUGUCAUAUAAUUUUAAGAAAAAUAAAUAUUUGUUACAUUGAA
Mya arenaria is the source of this 5527-nucleotide messenger RNA. Its product is annotated as paired box protein Pax-5-like. Bases 1256 to 3022 code for a protein of 588 amino acids. Gene Ontology annotation, biological process: anatomical structure development; regulation of transcription by RNA polymerase II. Gene Ontology annotation, molecular function: DNA-binding transcription factor activity, RNA polymerase II-specific; RNA polymerase II cis-regulatory region sequence-specific DNA binding. The record is from RefSeq and is a predicted model, not a curated record. The transcript has 11 exons. NCBI's taxonomy places the organism in Eukaryota, Metazoa, Mollusca, Bivalvia, Myida, Myidae.